AUGUCGGAUGCCUCCUCCGUUGUAGGCUUCACCCUCCUGGUGGCCUUGCUGGCUUCCACCUUAUUCUUCGUCCAGCGAAGGAAACUGGAUCCCCGGGAACCACCUUCGGUCUCCACCGCAAUCCCGCUCGUCGGCCAUCUGUUGUCAUUUCUGUACUAUGGCCUCGAGUACUUUGCGACGGCGAGCCGCAAAAACCGUCUCCCUGCCUUCACGAUGGACAUGCUCUAUGCGAAGGUCUAUAUCAUUGCAUCGCCCGAGCUGGUCUCCGCGGUGCGACGCAGCCGCAACGCAAUGUCAUUUGGUCCGCUAUUCGAAAAUGUUGCUGAGCAUGGGGCGGGUGUCAACGGUCGCGGGAUGCAGCUUCUCCGCGACAAAGAGUCUGGAGGUCAGGGACUGGGGCAGCGAACUGCGGACUCCAUGCACCCCGCUCUGUUGGGCACCGGGCUAGAUCAAAUGAACGGAAAGAUGAUCACGACCCUCAAUACCCUUAUCGAUGAGUUAGCAUCCCAACCAGACACGGUGGUGGAUCUCUACGAGUGGUGCUGCCAUGCCGUUACGGUCGCCAGUACAGAUGCCAUUUAUGGCCCAUUGAAUCCUUACCGGUCCGAGAGCAACCGACACGCUUUCUGGGCUAUUGAAUCGAAUCUAAGUCUGCUCAUGAUGAAUACCCUUCCCUGGAUCACCGCACGGAAACCGUGGAAAGGCAGACAGCAACUGGCCCAAGCCUUCAUCCAAUACUACCAAGCGGAUGGACAUCUGGAUUCCUCGCAGUUGGCGUACACUCGAUGGAAAGUUCAGCACGAGGCGGGGGCAGCCCUCGAGGACAUUGCGCGCUUGGAGGCGUUCACGGGUCUGGGCAUUCUCUCCAACACCGUUCCGACCUGCUUCUGGGUCCUGUUUGAUAUCUUCUCUCGCCCUGAUCUUCUUCAUAAAAUCCGCCAGGAGAUCCACACAGGGGCCCUGUCGAUUGACUCGGCGGGCGUUCACAACCUGGACCUAGCGGAUAUCCGUGAGAAGUGUCCGAUUUUCGUCUCAACGUUUCAAGAAACUCUCCGUACUCGGUCAAAUUCCGGACAGUUGCGUGUUGUUCAAAAGGAUACCUUACUUGAUGAUCGCCUACUUGUGAAAGCCGGGUCCAUUAUUCUGAUGCCUGCGGCAGUUAUUAACAAGCAUCCUUCCGUCUGGGGCUCGGACGCCGAUACAUAUGACCCAGAGCGGUUCAGCAAGAUCGAUCCGGUGGAAAAGCGAUCCAAGGCGUCUGGAUUCAUGUCUUUCGGUUCGUCCCCACAUAUCUGCCCCGGACGCCAUUUUGCAUCCGGCGAGAUCCUGGCGCUGGUUGCCAUGAUCCUGGUGCGAUUCGACGUUCGUCCCGUCCGGGACACAUGGGUCGAACCCAAGGGAAACACGAAGGCAGUCGCUGCAUCGCUGCCUCCCGCGGCGGAGAAGGUUGAGGUGAAACUUUCCGAGACGUCCAGGUUUGCCGGUGUGACCUGGGGAUAUCGGCUUACGCCCGGAAAGGGAACCUUUGGUCUGAUCACUGGAUAA
Molecule: messenger RNA, 1545 nt
Organism: Aspergillus bombycis
Lineage: Eukaryota; Fungi; Ascomycota; Eurotiomycetes; Eurotiales; Aspergillaceae
Product: cytochrome P450
Exons: 3
Coding region: 1-1545 (514 amino acids)
Molecular function (GO): oxidoreductase activity, acting on paired donors, with incorporation or reduction of molecular oxygen; heme binding; monooxygenase activity
Source: RefSeq, a predicted model, not a curated record